Messenger RNA from Clonostachys byssicola, 771 nucleotides. Lineage: Eukaryota; Fungi; Ascomycota; Sordariomycetes; Hypocreales; Bionectriaceae. The record is from the annotation of a GenBank genome assembly.
AUGACUCUCCCCGACGAAGCCCUCACCCUCACCGGCGGCUGCUCCUGCGGCGCCAUCCGCUACCGCGUCGAGAUUCCCCCAGCCGCCUCCCGUCCCCCCUCGCCCUUCGUUCCAGAGUCCGUCGGCACCAAGAUGCCCUACGCCCUGACAUGCCACUGCAACGACUGCCGCAUGGCCUCGGGCACCCUCCUCCCCGCCACCCUCAUGCAGAUCCCAGAGACCAUGAUCCGCGUCUCGGUCCUGCCCCGCACCGGCUCCGAGUCGUCCAACAUCAUCACCGGCCGCUUCCUCGACUGCACGUCCGAGGAUUUUGAUGCCGCCGCCGCUGACGCCGGCCGGCCCCCUUACCUCCCCGCCAGGGACGUGCUGCGCGCGACCCAGCCCCAGGACAGCGAGAGGACCUGGCUGCGCUUCUUCCACAGCCUCGACUGCGGGAGGUCGUUCUCGCGCAGCUUCUGCGGCCGCUGCGGGACCGAGGUCUGCUUCCACUACGCCCUGGCCGCCGAGUGGUGCCACGGGGGCGAGCUCCCGGAUGGGUGGUCUGACGUCUUCGAUAUCAAUACCGGGUCUCUGGACCGCAAGUUUGUGAGCCUGGACUGGCUGGCCCCCGACGUGGAAACCAAUUUCAAGCAUGGUUCGGCGUUGGGCAGAUCAGUGUCUGCCACUGGUAAGUGGCUGAAAGACACCGUCAAGAUGAAGGCUCUCGGUCCCGAAGAAGGGUUUGCAGAAGAGGAAGAGCUUGCUGAGUUGGCGAAGGCGAAGGAAGGCUAA